UGCGGCUAAAUUUAUUACAGUUACAUAGCUUGGAGAUUAAAACAAAUGACUUAAGUCUUGUUAUUUAUGGAUAUGAUUCAAAUUUCCAAGGGGUAGGGGGACCCAAGUAAAAAAGUCAUGGAAAUUCAGAGGAUGGGGGUAAUACAGUGAAGCCCCCCUGGAACAGAAAAUCCUGGGGGGUGGGGGUCAAACUGGAAAUGAACUCUCCAUGGGGGGUAUGGAUAUUUUCUAAAACCACACAUUAAGUGUGCGAAAUGUUUUACUAUAUAUGGUUUAAUUCAAAAGGGAAAUCAAAGAGAAUCAAUUCAUCUAAGCUCCACAUUAUUAAUUAACAUUAUUUUUGCACAUUGAAUUGAUUUAAUUAUCCUUAUUAAUAAAAUAAUUUCAGGCUAGCUCCUCAGAGAUUUGGGCUAGUAAGAUGAAAUUACAGCUUGCCCAAAUUUCAUCUCAUCCUGAACUGGGGAAUAUCCAAUUUUCACAACUGCACAUGUUACAAAAAAGAUUUGAAGGAUAAUAAACACUAUAGCCUCCAUUUGGUGCAAAAAUAUCCUCACACAUUAUCUAUCCCAAGAAGUGAACAGUUUUCCUCGAGCUACGCACAUUCUCACAAAGCUGUUCAAUUCUCGGAACAGAUAUAUAUGUCUGCGGACAAUUAUCCCAGCAUAUUAUUGAGAGAUUGUCGUUUAUGAGUAACAUGAAAUUCUCAGAAAUUGGUAAAAUUGAUAGAAAUAUUGAACUGAAAUGACGGAAAUCAAUAAUCAUAAGGAAGUGGGUGAUAUUUUUUAAUUGAUUAGUAUCGAUUAUCAUUGAUAUUGAUUUGAAAAUUUAUUAAUUCCUUGCGUGUUAAAGUUGUAUCACAACUAAACAAUGCCAAAUCUUCUCUGUUUGUUAGUAAAUUAAUUACAACUCGUGCUAGGUCUGCAAACUUAUUUCUAUCUAACGACUUGUCCAUAGAAGUACGGCUUCCGUGUUCCGUCGCGCGCUUUCCGAUUAUGUGAUGUUUUUUUUAUUAUUAAAUAAAUCUUCAUUUGUUACCUCUAUCGUUAGGUAAUCAAGCUCACGUAAAACUUCAUACAGUCUCUCAAGUGGUACAUCUGAUGUGAUAGUGAGAAGAUCAUAACUUGCCCCGUAUAAUACCGGGUUGUAAUGUGACUUAUACCGUAAAUUCCCUUACCUGAAUAGCAGGCAAUCUAUACAAACAUUUAGGUCCAGCAUUCAAGCCUGUCUUUAUACACAAUAGUGGAUUGCCUACUUUGUAAGCCGCCUGUAUUUGAAGAAACCCACAACAUGUCCGAAACAUCGGCGCCAUUUUGCUUCCGCCAUUGAUUUCAGUGAACAUUGGCCUCGUGAUCCCGUGACAGGUAAAACACGUCACGGUUGCGUUCGUGAUGCGCUAUAUGCGUGAUGGGUCCCGUGACGCAUCUGCGUAUACGUGACAUUUCAACCAGUGGCUUUGGUGAUGAUCGUGAAUGCGUUAGUUUUUCCCGUGAAAUGUGAAAUGACUGUUUUUUAUUCCUUGUGAAUCGUAAUUCCUCUAAUAAUCGGUCCUCGAUUUUCACAAAUUAAUUUUCCCUUCACCAUGCACCACGAUCGCGUCAAAAUUAAUCUCGUUCCCAGAUCUCUUGUGGACGAAGCCGGAGGAACGAGAUUACGUCAAAAUCUGUGAAAAUUUUAUUUCAGAAAGACCAUGGGAUCGAGGUUGCGUUGCGUGCGGUAGGUAGGUAUUCUUUGAUUGCCAAAUGCCGUGUGCCUUGCGUCCGUUUGAACAGUAACUGAGAUGAGUUCGUCGAGAAAAGUAACUGUUAAAAUGUGGUAGGACCCGGGGAUAGGACAUGGAGUUUGUCACUCCUUAAGUGUCACUGCAUUUCGGAGUGUUCUCCACCCUACCGCAGCUAGUUCCAUCCAGGAAAACACUGAGUUCUAGUGUAGUCUCAGUAAUGGCCAACCUCGUUCCCAGGGUCUCUCAUCUCUCUUCGCUCGCUCCAGGGGGCGGUAAGAUGAGAGACCCUGGGAACGAGGUUGAGUAAUGGCGUCUUCGAUGUGAUUCGUAGUCGACUCGUUGUCGCUGGUCUAUCGCUGGUUUAUAAAGACAAAUGCAAGCAUUGUGGCCAGGUCUUUAACCACAUAUCAGCUUACAAAUAGUGUGAACAUUAACUCACACAGGAAUGGCGGCAUAUACGUGCAAGUAUUGCAAAAAGUGCUUUAGCAACUUAUCAAACUUCAACAAACAUGAAGGAACUCACACAGGAGUGAAGCCAUAUAUAUGUAAGCAUUGUAAUAUGUGCUUUAGCGACUUACCAAAAUGCAAGCAACACGAAGGAACUCACACAGGAGGGAAACCCUGUACUUGCAAGCAUUGUAAAACAUGCUUUAGCCACUCAUCAGAUUACGAGAAACAUGAACAAAGUCCCACAGGAGUGGACCCAUUUACACGCAACCAUUGUAGAAAGUGCUUUAACUACUCAUCAAGUUGGAAGCGACAUGAGCAAACUCAUACAAGAGUGAAGCCGUAUGCAUGCAAGCAUUGUAAAAAGUGUUUUAGCGACUUAUCAAAUUGCAAGAGACAUGAACGAACUCAUACAGAAGUUAAGCCAUAUGCAUGCAAGCAUUGCAAUAAGUGCUUUAGCGACUUAUCACACUGUAAGCGACAUGAACGAAUUCACACAGGAGUGAAGCCGUAUGCAUGCAAGUAUUGUAAAAAGUGUUUUAGCGACUUAUCAAAUUGCAAGAGACAUGAACGAACUCAUACAGGAGAGAAGCCAUAUACAUGUGAGCAAUGUAAAAAGUGCUUUAGCUGCUCAUCAGAUUGCAAGAGACAUGAACGAACUCAUAAAAGAGUGAAGCCUUAUGCAUGUAAGCAUUGCAAAAGGUGCUUCAGUUACGUAUCAACUUGCAAGCGACAUGAACGAACUCACACAGAAUUUAGGCCGUAUACAUGCAAGCAUUGUAAAAAGUGCUUUAGUCAGUCUUCGCAUUGCAAACAACAUGAACGAACUCACGAAGAGUUUAGCCUUGCAAGCAUUGUAAAAAGCGUUUUUCAGUCCUUGAAGGGAUUUGAUUACUGUGUGAGAACAAGUAGCCUUAGAGGUAAUUUGCAGAAUUUGCAGACAAAUGCAAGCAUUGUAGCCAGUUCUUUAACCAGUUUUCAGUUUUCAAAGAGUGUCAACAAACUGCACACAGGGAUGGUGUUACAUACAUGCAAGUAUUGCAAAAAGUGCUUUACAAACUUGACAGACCUCAGCAAACAUGAACGAACUCACACAGGAGGGAGGCCAUAUGUCUGCAAGUAUUGUGAUAAGUGCUUUAGCCAGUAUCCAAGUUGCAAGAAACAUGAACGAAUUCAUACUGGAGAGAAGCCAUAUAUAUGUAAGCAUUGUGAUAUGGCCUUUAUCAACUCAUCAAACUGCAAGCAACAUGAACGAACUCACACCGGAGAGAAGCCGUAUGCUUGCAAGCAUUGUAACAAGUGCUUUAGGCAAUAUAUGCAUUGCCAGCGACAUGAACUACUACACACUGGAGAGAAGCCGUAUACAUGCAAGCAUUGUAAUAUGCCCUUUAACAACUCAACAAACUGUAAGCAACAUGAACGAACUCACACCGGAGAGAAGCCGUAUGCUUGCAAGUAUUGUAAAAAAUGCUUUAGCCAGUAUGCAAGUUGCAAGAGACAUGAAAGAACUCAUACUGGAGAGAAGCCAUAUACAUGUAAGCAUUGUAACAUGCCCUUUAACAACUCAUCAAACUGCAAGCAACAUGAACGAACUCACACCGGAGAGAAGCCGUAUGUUUGCAAGCAUUGUAACAAGCGUUUUAGGCAGUAUAUGCAUUGCCAGCGACAUGAACUACUACACACAGGAGAGAAGCUGUAUACAUGUAAAUAUUGUAAUAUGUCCUUUAGCAACUCGUCAAACUGCAAGCAACAUGAACGAACUCACACCGGAGAGAAGCCGUAUGCUUGCAAGCAUUGUAAAAAAUGCUUUAGCCAGUAUGCAAGUUGCAAGAAACAUGAACGAACUCACACAGGAGAGAAGCCAUUUACUUGCAGGUAUUGUAAAAAGUGUUUUACCCAGUCAACAGAUUGCAAGCGACAUGAACGAAUUCACACAGGAGAGAAGCCGUAUACAUGCAAGCAUUGUAGAAAGUGCUUUAGGCAGUCAUCGCAUUGCAAAAAACAUGAACGAACUCACGAAGAGUUUAGCCUUGCAAGCAUUGUAAAAAGUUUUCUAGCCAGUCAUUAGGUUACAACUGAGCAACAAGAAUGAACCAAAGGUCUAAAAGUUGCUCUCGUAUACAUGCAAACUUUGCAAAAAGUACUUCAGCGGCUCAUCAAGUUGGAAGCGACAUGAACGAAGUCAGGAAGUCAGGAUGAGUUUAGCCUUGUAACCAUUGGUAAAGAGCGUUUAAGCCACUCAUAAGAUUGCAAGGGACAUGAAUGAACCAACUCAACGGUCUAAAUGUUGCCAUUAAUUUUCCUCUAGUCGUUUUUAGUUUUUAUUUAUUUAGUUUGUUUUAAUUAAGUCUUCUCAAAUUAUAAUACUCAAAUUGCCAGGAAUAAAGCUGCUUGCAACUUUUCAUAG
Messenger RNA from Orbicella faveolata, 4574 nucleotides. RefSeq lists its product as uncharacterized. Gene Ontology annotation, biological process: regulation of transcription by RNA polymerase II. Gene Ontology annotation, cellular component: nucleus. Lineage: Eukaryota; Metazoa; Cnidaria; Anthozoa; Scleractinia; Merulinidae. Gene Ontology annotation, molecular function: RNA polymerase II cis-regulatory region sequence-specific DNA binding; DNA-binding transcription activator activity, RNA polymerase II-specific. The record is from RefSeq and is a predicted model, not a curated record.